Molecule: messenger RNA, 1506 nt
Organism: Alternaria burnsii
Lineage: Eukaryota; Fungi; Ascomycota; Dothideomycetes; Pleosporales; Pleosporaceae
Product: trna-guanine transglycosylase family protein
Exons: 2
Coding region: 1-1506 (501 amino acids)
Molecular function (GO): tRNA-guanosine(34) queuine transglycosylase activity
Source: RefSeq, a predicted model, not a curated record
AUGUCUGAUGGGGCCUCUGUAGGGAAAUUGGAUCAGUUACCGGCUGAAAUGCUCGAGUUCACGCUCCUCAAGACGUCAGGCUCGCUUGCACCACGACUCGGCCGCCUGUCGUUCCCCGGACGCAAGAGCAUUCUUACACCCGCCUUCAUUGGCAACACGUCACGGGGCGUCAUCCCUCAUGUGUCGCAAGACAACUUCCGGAGCAGCGCCGGUGUUGGUGGAGUAUAUGUCGCGCUCGAGGACUUCAUUGAGAAGCAUCUACACAAGACUCCCCCGAUCUUGAAGUAUGACGUCCCGGAGCCUUUGCGCAGGUUCAUCACCCUCCCCGACGACACGCUCUUGGUCCUAGGGGCGCGUCGCAACCCACCCAUCCCGAGCCCUCACUCGAACUCCAACACGGAGAUACGCAUCUUGACGUCGGUCGGCUUCACGACUGUCAGCUCCGAAUAUUAUGCUGCUGCAGCACGGAAGCUGCAGCCAGACAUCGUGGUCGGGCUGGGGGACAUAGCAUGCGGGCAAGAGGCCAUCAGUUUGAAGCGGAAAGACAAGAUGAGCGACAGGACCGAGGUAUGGCUGCGCGACAUUGUGGCCAAACAGGGUACUAUUGAGAAGGGAGAGAAGGCAUGGAGCAUAUUCGCGCCCAUACUGCCCAUCGAGCGCGAUUUACAAUCAUGGUAUCUCGAGCACUUGUUGGAUGACAUGGUGGACAAGAUCAGCGGCCUUGCCAUAUACGACGCAUAUCUGCUCCAUGACCUGCCCGAUCAGCUUCACCACCUUCCACGGCUAUCUUUCCACGUCCCUGCAAGCCCACAUGAGCUUCUGCGCCAUGUCAGCUUAGGCGUCGACGUCUUCACCGUGCCCUUCCUCGCAGACGCGACCGAUGCAGGCAUCGUCCUCGACUUCACCUUCCCACCGCCCGCCCGAGAUACAAACACAAGCGCGCGCCACUCCCUGGGCAUCGACAUAUGGAGCGGCGACCAUGCCCUGUCUGUCACCCCAUUAUCUCAAGGCUGCAAAUGCUACGCCUGCACCAACCAUCACCGUGCCUUUCUUCAGCAUUUGCUUGCUGCCAAGGAGAUGCUUGGUUGGGUGCUUAUCCAGCUGCACAACCACGCCAUGCUCUCUGCCUUCUUCGCCGGUAUUCGCUCUUCCAUCGAAGCCGGCACCUUCGACGCCGACGCCGCUGCUUUUGAAGCCUACUAUGAGCCUACCCUCCCCGAGAAGACCGGCCAAGGACCGCGCGUCAGAGGAUACCAAUUCAAGAGCGAAUCGCAUGACCCCAAUAGGGUGAAGAAGAACCCUAGAGCUUUCAAGAAAUACAGCGAGGAUGAUAUCCUGAGGUUGAAGGCAGCUCACGGACAACAACCAAAUGAUAAACCUGCAAUGCGGGACGUGAUUGAUGAUGAGGCCCUAUUGGGCUUGGUGGAGAUGGAACAGUCCCCAGUCGACGCAGACCCGGCUGUGCAAUUGAAUGGCUUGAGAUUGGAAGACGACAAGAGAGGCUAG